UUGACAUUUUGGAAAUAAAUGACAGUUGUCCGUGCCCGUGGUCGUGAAUUUGCGAUUUUUUUCUUGCGAGUUUGAUAUCUUUUAUUUGUGCCGCAACUCAAAUUUGUCUGUCUGUUGUACUGAUUGUAUGCCAGUUCAACCAUCUCCAGUCGUAGUUCCUUGUGCAAAAAUUGUUUUUGAUAUUUAAAUAAGUCGACUGCGAAAACAAGUGCAAAACUUAGCCAAACAAACUGACUGACGUUGUGAGUGAAAAUGUCAAAAUCUAGCGUUGGCGAUAAAAUUUUGAUACGAGUUCAGACGGCGGAGGGCAUAAAACGUAUCGAAAUUUCGCCGAAAGCUAAUUUGAAAGAGCUUUUCGAGACGGUACAACAAACCCUUAAAGUUGAUGGCUUCGGACUCUUCAAGGAGCGCAAUUUUCUUACAGAAUUGCAUUCUAGUCAUUCGCUGAAAAUCGGAUCUAUUCUCAAACAUGGCGACAUGCUAUUCUUGAAAAAAAUAGCUGGAGGUUCGAUUCGUCGUACUAGCACCACAGCUAUAGAUGACUUUGAAAGCUCUAGCACUACUUUACCGCCCACAAGUGUUUCUAAACUUUUUCAACCUUCAGCCGCAGUGGUGGAAGAUGAAGUGGAUCAGACUCUAUCUAAAAUGGAUGGAUUAAUUGAACGCGCACGCGAUCCGAAACUUUGCCGUCACAAUGCUAACGGCCGUUGUGUUCAUUGCUCACCAAUCGAACCAUACGAUGAUAACUAUUUAAAGGAGCAGAAAAUCAAGCACUUAUCCUUCCAUUCGUUCAUACGCAAGCAAAAGUCAGGGAUUGAUCGCGGUAAAUAUGUAGGAUUUGAUGAUAUCAAUUGCCGUAUUAAGCCCGGUUGUCGUGAACAUCCACCAUGGCCCAAGGGUAUCUGUUCCAAAUGUCAGCCUUCGGCCGUAACCUUGAAUCGCCAAAUUUAUCGACAUGUCGAUAAUAUUAUGUUUGAGAAUCCAACUAUAGUUGAACGCUUUCUGGACUAUUGGCGCACCACAGCACAUCAGAGAAUGGGUUUUCUUUAUGGCACUUAUGAAGUGCAUGCUGAUGUACCACUUGGCAUACGUGCAACCGUUGCAGCCAUUUAUGAGCCGCCGCAAGAAUCUACACGCGAUUCUAUUCGUUUACUGGACGAUGAAGCGAUUGCUGAGGUGGAUGAGUUAGCACAAGCUUUGGGUUUGAAGAAGGUUGGUUGGAUAUUUACCGACCUUAUCACUGACGAUCCAGCUAUUGGAAGUGUGAAGCAGUUGCGUGGCAUUGAGACACAUUUCCUCACUGCGCAAGAAUGCAUCACAGCUGGCGAAUUGCAAAAUCGUCACCCCAAUCCAUGUAAAUAUGGUUCUAGUGGAUACUUUGGAUCGAAAUUUGUCACUGUGUGUGUAACAGGCGAUAGCAGCAAGCAAGUGCAUACAGAGGGUUAUGCUGUGUCAGCUCAAUGUAUGGCUUUGGUGCGUGACAAUUGCCUAAUACCUACAAAAGAUGCACCCGAAUUGGGUUAUGUACGCGAAUCAACGGAUAAGCAAUAUGUUCCGGAUGUUUACUAUAAGGUAAGUGAUUCGAAGUGA
Molecule: messenger RNA, 1590 nt
Organism: Anastrepha obliqua
Lineage: Eukaryota; Metazoa; Arthropoda; Insecta; Diptera; Tephritidae
Gene: Npl4
Product: nuclear protein localization protein 4 homolog
Exons: 7
Coding region: 253-1590 (445 amino acids)
Biological process (GO): ubiquitin-dependent protein catabolic process
Cellular component (GO): nucleus
Molecular function (GO): ubiquitin protein ligase binding; ubiquitin binding
Source: RefSeq, a predicted model, not a curated record